UGGAGAACUCGUUCUGCCGGUUUAUAAACUGAUUAAGUGAAACUAAAAAAAAAGCUAGUGGUGAGACUAGUAAAAUUAUUAGGUGAAGCUACCAGGGACGUAGACACUUGUAAUGUCACAAUGACAGUAUCGACUUUUAGUCGUAAUUCUUGUUCAAUUUCCUUGCCCUCGCAGCUGCCGACAGGUUUACAUAAUCAAGACCAAUUCAGUCUCAAAGGCAAAGGUCAGGAAUGGGCUUCUCACCGAUGAAAACGCGAUUACCGUGCAGGUGAGGUCGACCCGGUUGACAAGAAUGAACUGUCACGAAAGGUUCUCCCAGUUUCGUGAAACCUCUACGACCAUUGCUGCGUAUACAGUUCUAGGCAUUUCAAGCAUUGUUUUUGCAGUCUUUACAGUAUUUGGGAACUUGCUAAUUCUGCACGCACUUCGUAAAUGCCAAACCUUACACGCUCCAACUAAAGUGCUAUUUUGCAGCUUGGCCUUCUCAGAUCUUGGAGUCGGCAUCAUUGUUUACCCGUUAUUUGCAACGUACUGUUUUGCGGCGGUACUUGACGAUAUUGAAGCAUUCUGUGCCAUUCGAGGACCUUACACCAUUGCAGGGUACUGUUUGGCAUCUGUGUCUUUUUUCACUAUGACAGUGCUAUCUUUGGAUAGAUUUUAUGCUUUUACCACGAGAUUGAGAUACCAUCAGCUCGUUACCUUCGAGAGGGCUGUAUUUCUAUUGGCUGCGUGUUGGAUAUUUGGAUUUAUCUGGCCUUUUUCGUGGCUGCUAAACGAGAAAAUAGCCAUGAUCGUGGCGGCUUUGCUAAUUUUCUGUUGCGUUGUUACAACUUCGAUAUCGUACUUCAAAAUAACAAUUGGAAUACGUCGACAUCAGCGUCGAAUCCAAGAACAACAGACAAUUCCAGACCUACAGCAUCAUGGUGGAAGUCAUUUUAGCAUCAAUCAAUACAAACAGACACUAAACACCAUGAUAAUGGUAUUUUGCCUUCUAAUUGCCUGCUAUCUUCCUUUUUUUGCUGUUUUGCCAUUUACCAUGUCAGAGCCAAAUUCCUAUUCGAUGUUGGCGUUAAACAUCACUUCUGCGAUAAUUAAAUCAAAUUCCCUGCUGAACCCCCUUGUGUGCAGUUGGAGAAUGAGAGAGAUUAGACGCGAAGUAGCGAUUACUCUGCAGUGUGUUUCAUGCUGAACAUUUGGUCCAUGAUCUUAUGGGCACCAGUGGUGGGCCAAGGUAGGGUGCCCUACGCUGGGUCCCAUAAACGCUUUCCAUCUCAGACCCUGCUCUAUUUGCACCCCAGAAUUAUUUAUUCCUGUCCAAAAGAGUUUGAUCUGUACAACUGGUAGCCCGAUUAAGUAAACUUAACGUUACCAUUGGCUGAAAAAAACAAGUACGGUUGUAAUAUAAAUUAGUAUAAAUCUACUAGCGUUCGAUCACCAAUGCCGUUCUCUCCGCAUUGGUUACGCUAUGCACUAUCUAUUCUGUUGUAGGUAGUGGACAACCCGGCAGUGUACAUAUACGGUUGUUUAAGCAACUGUGACGGCCGUCUCUUUGCGUUUUCUAAGUAUCUGUGAAGAAGAUUUAGAAUAGUAGAUUUGUACUAAAACUGAAUUU
This is a messenger RNA of Orbicella faveolata, 1612 nucleotides long. RefSeq names its product melanocyte-stimulating hormone receptor-like. The record is from RefSeq and is a predicted model, not a curated record. Gene Ontology annotation, cellular component: membrane. Lineage: Eukaryota; Metazoa; Cnidaria; Anthozoa; Scleractinia; Merulinidae. Gene Ontology annotation, molecular function: G protein-coupled receptor activity. Gene Ontology annotation, biological process: G protein-coupled receptor signaling pathway.